GUUCCGUGCGCGCUCCCGAGCGAAGGCGAAUGCGGUAGCCUAGGAAAAAACAAGCGAGCGGCGCCGGAGACACAAGAGGGGCGCAGUUCACCUCCACAGCUAACAGGAUCUCACUUUGGAACGCACAUUUUCACGCCCUGCUGGGUUGUGUUGCAGCCAGAGACUGCUGGGGAUAUUCACGGACCGAGACAAAAGGAUGCAGUGUAGACUCGGCUGUUGACUGAUCUGCAGGCUGUCUGAUUUUCCUGUCCGUGGAGGGGGCCCGAUUCGUGAGGUCCCCACUUGAUCUACGUUUUUGUCUGGACUACAUGAACAGCCCGCCAUAGGAGUACACGGCUCACCUUUGCUCGCGUUGCUCGGAUCCCCACAGCUCAUCUCCUGACCGAGGAGAGUGCAGCAGCUGCACUCUUGACUGCCGAGUGUUCCCUCCUUGCCCCGUUCACACCGUCCUGUCACCAUGGUGCUUUCACAACGGCAACGAGAUGAACUAAAUCGAGCCAUAGCUGACUAUCUGCGUUCUAAUGGAUAUGAUGGAGCAUAUUCUACUUUCAAGAAGGAAGCUGAAUUAGACAUGAAUGAAGAAUUGGACAAGAAGUAUGCUGGCCUUUUGGAAAAAAAAUGGACUUCAGUCAUCAGAUUACAAAAGAAGGUUAUGGAACUUGAAUCCAAACUGAAUGAAGCAAAGGAAGAAAUCACCUUGGGUGGACCAGUCAGUCAAAAACGUGACCCCAAAGAGUGGAUUCCACGCCCCCCGGAAAGAUAUGCGCUAAGUGGUCACCGUAGUCCAGUUACCCGUGUCAUCUUCCACCCAGUCUUCAGCGUGAUGGUUUCAGCUUCAGAGGAUGCAACAAUAAAGGUGUGGGACUAUGAGACAGGAGACUUUGAACGCACACUUAAAGGCCACACGGAUUCGGUGCAGGACAUCUCUUUUGACCAGACUGGAAAACUGCUUGCAUCCUGCUCUGCAGACAUGACUAUCAAGCUGUGGGAUUUCCAAGGUUUUGAGUGCAUCAGGACCAUGCAUGGACAUGACCACAAUGUUUCAUCUGUAGCCAUAAUGCCCAAUGGAGAUCACAUAAUUUCUGCCUCGAGGGACAAAACCAUGAAAAUGUGGGAAGUGGCAACUGGUUACUGUGUGAAGACCUUCACAGGCCACAGGGAGUGGGUCCGUAUGGUGCGACCCAACCAGGACGGCACUUUAAUUGCCAGCUGCUCCAAUGACCAGACCGUGCGCGUGUGGGUUGUGGCCAACAAAGAGUGUAAAGCUGAACUGCGGGAGCAUGAGCAUGUGGUGGAGUGCAUCUCCUGGGCACCAGAGAGCGCCUAUCCCACCAUUCUCGAUGCCACAGGCUCUGAGAGCAAGAAAAGUGGUAAGCCAGGCCCCUUCCUGCUGUCUGGCUCCAGAGACAAAACCAUCAAGAUGUGGGACGUUAGCAUAGGCAUGUGCCUUAUGACGUUGGUCGGCCAUGACAAUUGGGUGCGUGGUAUCCUUUUCCACCCUGGAGGCAAGUUUAUUGUAUCCUGUGCAGAUGACAAGACCUUAAGGAUCUGGGACUACAAGAACAAGCGCUGCAUGAAAACCCUGAGUGCCCAUGAACACUUUGUUACCUCUAUGGAUUUCCACAAGGCUGCUCCUUACGUGGUCACUGGGAGUGUAGAUCAGACAGUAAAAGUGUGGGAGUGCCGCUGAUUCCAACCUCUGAAGAAUGGACCACCACCCCUGACAACCCAAUUGCUCUUUGGGAUCCUACCUCCCUCCUCCCCCACCUUGUCAUUCCACCGCCCCGCCUCACCUAAGCUAAACUUCACCCGCACAUCUUCUUCGGCUGCACCUACUACCACCAAUGGUUACUUACUUACCCAUUAUGCUCCCUGGUCUAAUAACCUUUGCCCCCCCUUCCCCUUAUGUAAAUUAUUCCUGGAUGUAGAUCAAGCUAUUAAAUGUUACACAAAAAAAGUAUUCUUGCAUGGUAAUCAAAACUUGUAUACUGUAAAUUUGCAUAACGUCUAGAAGUACAGUAGGUUUAACACAGGGCUGGCCGUCUGUCAUGCAGCCUUACUGACCACCGAAGGCAGAUGUUUUUGACUGGGUGUAAAAUGUAGGGCACUAAAAAAAAUAAUUUAAGAAUUGACAGUGUCUUUAUGUGUAAGAUUAUUUUUGUUUAUUUUUUUAUUUAGAACUUUUUUUCUCCUCCUGUUUCUUUCCCUUCCUUUCCGUCUUCGUCUGGUGCCUAGCUUGGUAAAACCUUUUGAGAGAUAAGGCAGGAAAAGCAUAUACGAUAAGACUGUCUGCCAGCCUUCGUUAUUGAAAUAAUCUGUAGCUUUAUACCAUCACUUCUCAAGUGUGAAUACCAUUUAUCUCUUCAUGUGGAACUAGGUAAUAUUUUAAUGGUUGUGUAUAUACGAAUGCUUAAAACUGUUCCUGGUCCUCGGGGUUGGGGGGCGGGGGGGAUAAACUGCAGCUUUGUACUUUUGUCAUGGUCGCACAUGAACAAAUAUUAGACUCCCAUCUGCAAUUUGAGAAUGGCAGCGCUAAAAACUUUACACUGAAGCUCAACGUGGCCUGCUUGGUGGAGCCUGCCAGUGUGCACCAUUGAGAUCAGAGAUUACACAAUUGGUAAUCUCAAGCAUUUGAUAAAGACCCUGGCUGUGUUCUCCUUUUGGGAGAUCAUUUGAUGUGACCUUCCUGUGUCCUCCUCAACUGCCGGCCAAUCUAGCCCUGCUAGGGUUUUGGUGUAACGUAGGAAUGAUGUAUAAACUAAAGAUACUUGGUUGUCUCUUGGCACCUCUGAAGGCUACAAACAUGAACCUUAUUUUAAAAAGGAGAAAACGGGGAAAAAAAGCAAGAUGACGAGUCAAAGUGAGCCCCUGGGUUUGAUACCUGGGAUGUGCAAAGAGAUUGAAAAUGUGAGGGGUGCAUUGGAAAAAAAGUUAAAUCGGUUUUCUGUGAAAAUAUGAACUGUAAAUUUAGCUUGUUAAGAAGCCAUUUGGCAGUUUUGUAAUGUGCAAAAAAAGAUGAGCUGGGGGGAAAAAAAAGUAACGUUAGCAGCAGCCACGGCGAAUGGUCUGAUGCUGAUGUUUGCUACAAACACGCUCUAUAAUAUGGUCCUCUCCACUGAAAAAAAAACCCCUCA
This is a messenger RNA of Doryrhamphus excisus (bluestripe pipefish), 3134 nucleotides long. It is a transcript of the gene pafah1b1a, whose product is annotated as platelet-activating factor acetylhydrolase 1b, regulatory subunit 1a. The record is from RefSeq and is a predicted model, not a curated record. Gene Ontology annotation, molecular function: protein binding. NCBI's taxonomy places the organism in Eukaryota, Metazoa, Chordata, Actinopteri, Syngnathiformes, Syngnathidae.